AUGGAUUGCUUAGAGCAUAGCCAAGAUAAAUACCUCACUUCCUUCAACAACGUGGCUAUCGCUGCAUUAUUCGGAGUUUCGGCUCUUGCAGUAGAUCCUUGUACCCAUGUACCAGCACUGGCAAAACAAAUCGCCGAAAUAAGUGUGACAUCGGCGUCGUGGACCUCGAGAAACGAACUGGUCCUCUCAGGUUCGAGUACGGAUGCAGCGCUCCCGAAUCAAUAUGGGUUCUGCCGAGUGAAGGGCCACAUUGAAUAUAGUGGCAACAACUCGCUUGCGUUUGAAUUGUGGCUACCCGAGCAGGAUUCAUAUAAUGAAAGAUAUCUUGUUGCUGGAAAUGGAGGCCUUGCGGGAACGAUUGAUACAUCUGCCAUGAUGUUGAAUCUCAAUCGAGGUUAUGCGGUUGCAGCAGGAGAUUCCGGCCACGAUGUCGCUCUGAACGGUAACGGCACUACCCAACCAGGACAAUAUAUCUCUUUUUUGAAUAGCCCAGCCCAGACAAAGGCUUGGAUCCAUAACUCUAUCGCCAUGUUGACACCACCGACUCGGGAGCUGUCCGCCUUAUACUACGGAUCGAAGCCAACUUUCAGUUAUUUCAGUGGAUGUUCAACCGGUGGAGCCCAAGGAUUUGCGCUCGCACAAUUGCACCCUGACCUCUUCGAUGGAAUCUACGCUGGCAGUCCUGGGAACUGGUAUUCGCAUUUGAUACUUUCAUUUUUGUGGAAUGCCAAGCGCACAAAGGGUGAUGCAUUUCUAGACCAAUCCGUUCUAAAUUUUACCACAAAUGCAAUCCUAGCAAAAUGCGACAGCCUUGAUGGCGUUGUCGAUGGUCUUAUCGAAAAUCCACUCCAUUGCCCAUUCAACAUCCGCUCGCUGGCAUGCCCAGAUUCAUCCAAGACAUCCAAGAGUAAUGUGACCUGUCUGACUCAACCCCAAAUCAAAGCCAUCGAAGCCAUCUACGCAGGUCCCACAGACAGCCGCAACGGGGAUGUAAUCUACCCGGGUUACACACUCGGAAGCGAAAAGGAGUGGCUCCUCCAGGAAACGUCCUUGUAUCUGAACUAUAGCACUCCAAUUCUGCAAAAUUUGGUCUUCAACAAUAUGUCAUUUGACAUCAGCCAAUUUGAUUUCGGAGCGGAUGUUGAUAAAGUUGAUGCUAUUGCCAGUCCACUCAUUGAUGGCAUCAGUACGGACUUGAGUGCUUUCAGAAAACGGGGUGGGAAGAUGAUUGUCACGCAAGGCUGGACGGAUCCUUACAAUGGUGCCCUUUGGCCCAUUAUGCACCUUGAGCAAUUGCAGAAUACCACCGCGAACGGAAAUGUGUCUGAAUUUUUCAAUCUGUUUAUGAUUCCCGGUGGUGGGCACUGUGGACCGGCAUCAUCUUUUCCCUCCGCACCGUCUACAUACCAUGCCGACGAUGUACUCCGAGCCUGGGUGGAGAAUGACACAUUCCCUGAAUCGAUACUAACAUCUCGGCCUUUGGAUGGAUCGAACCGCACGAGGAAGAUUUGCCCAUGGCCUCAAAAUGCUCGCCUGAAAAGCCCAAGUGCUGGUUCUGAUAAUGCUGAAAGCUUUGUGUGCGCUUAG
Penicillium arizonense is the source of this 1587-nucleotide messenger RNA. RefSeq lists its product as uncharacterized. The record is from RefSeq and is a predicted model, not a curated record. The transcript has 7 exons. Lineage: Eukaryota; Fungi; Ascomycota; Eurotiomycetes; Eurotiales; Aspergillaceae. Bases 1 to 1587 code for a protein of 528 amino acids.